Messenger RNA from Calliphora vicina (urban bluebottle blowfly), 984 nucleotides. RefSeq lists its product as uncharacterized. The record is from RefSeq and is a predicted model, not a curated record. Lineage: Eukaryota; Metazoa; Arthropoda; Insecta; Diptera; Calliphoridae. Bases 1 to 984 code for a protein of 327 amino acids. The transcript has a single exon.
AUGGCUGAAUUAGAUACUCUUGUAAAACAAAGGGAAACAUCAAAAGCAAAUGUAACAAGAAUAAAAAACUUAAUUUCUUCUUCUAUGUCUCUUGCUGAAUUAGAAUGUCGUUUAUCUUUAGUUGAAGCAUACUUCAAACAGCUGUUGUCAAUACAAACAAACAUUGAAGAGCUUAAUCCAAAAGACACAGCAAGAAUUGACAUUGAGGAUUUGUGUAUCAAAACAAAAUCAAAAAUUAUAGAGUUGUUAGGUGAUAAUUACAAACGACAAAGUUUUGAUACAUCAAUUGCUGUUCCAUUUGCGAGUCAUAGUAAGCUGCCGAGUCUCGAAUUGCCUAAAUUUGAUGGAAAGUAUUCCACAUACAAAAACUUUAUGUCGUCUUUCAAACAGUUUGUUGAUGACGACUCAUCAUUAUCCAACAUCGAAAAAUUUAAUAAUCUCUUGCAUUGUUUGUCGGGCCAAGCGUUGGAUACAGUUCGUGCGUUUCAAAUAACUGCGGACAACUAUGAAAAAGCAAUAAAGCGAUUAGAAGAGCGAUAUGACAACAAAACAUUAAUUUUUAUAGAGCACAUUCAAAAUCUUUAUGAUUUGCCAAAUUUGAAUAAAUCAUCUGGAAUGCAAUUGCGAAGUUUGGUGGACAGUGCCUCAGCGAUUUAUGGUUCUCUUAAGUCUUUAGGAACGGCAGAAGACAUAUGUAACGCAUUAAUUAUACAUUUAAUAAGCCAGAAAUCGGACAAGGAUACACAAAUAAAGUGGAGAGAAAAUUUAGAUUAUGCGGAAUUACCAUCAUGGGACAGAUAUUGUAAGUAUCUAGAACGAAGGUGCCAGUUCUUAGAAUCUGCAGAAAACUUCCCUUCAUACUCUGGUGCCCAGACAGAUUUUCAAAAACGUCAUACACAGCGACAACAAAAUUAUCGUUCUGCCUUUUAUACUCAACAAAAAAAUGUGUGCUUUAUGCAAAUGUCUGGAUCAUUGGAUAAGUAG